CAGACACCCAAAAGCCAAAAAAAGUUGGUGCACGUACUGUCCUUUUCUAGUGCGAAGUUCGAGCUAGCAGAGCAGAGAGACUCUCGCCAUGGCGCUGGCCACCCCGACAGCCGUGGUGCUGGAGCUGAUGACCAUGGGGCAACAGUCCGCGGCGCACCUCGGGGAGCUGCUCCGAGCAGCGUCCCCGCCCGUGCGGGCCGAGCACCAGGCGCUCGCCGCGGAGAUCCUCCGCUGCAGCGACCGGGUGAUCGCCGCGGUGAGCGCGGGCGCCACCGAUAAAAAGAGGAAGAUGACGGACCCUGGCGCCACAUCCUGCCAUCUUCCCUCGGCCGCCAUGCCGUCCAAAAGAAGGGUACGUGCUGCGGAGGCGCACAUAGAGGUCCAGGCGCACACGACGGCGGACGGGUUCGUGUGGAGGAAGUACGGGCAAAAGGACAUCAACGGAAGCAACCACCCGAGGCUCUACUACCGCUGCGCGUUCAGCGGCGAGGGCUGCGCCGCGACCCGGCGGGUGCAGCGGUCGCAGGAGGAGCCCGCGGCGUUCGUGAUCGCCUACUACGGCGAGCACACCUGCGGAGCCGCCUUCUGUCAGCAAAGGGCGGAGCCACUGCCUCCUACCGUCGUCGACUCAGGCUCAAACGCUUGGGGAGUCUUCGGUGCCGUCGACCGGAACAGGGGCUCGCCUCUGCUGCCGUCGCUCGGAGCCGAGCACAAGCACAGCGCCGUGCGCCGUCACGCCGAGGCGCCCGGUGACACGUCGCGGCGAUGGUCGUCGCCGUCGUCCUCCUCGUCCUACUCCUCCGAGGUGGAACUUGGUGCUUCUCCUGUCGAGGGGUUCCUCGAUGGCAACUUCGACUGGGAGUGGGAGACCGUCGUCAACUCGCUCAGCUUCGGCGAUCUGCUUCACUAGAGCACAGUAGAUUGCACGACCUGUGCACUGUUUAGUGGACAGAUCUGGAGUACAUCGGCUGUCGCAGUGUGACUAAUGAGUAGUGAUAAUGUACGGGGGUGGGUGAGAGGUUCCAGCUGCAAGAGCUUGUGAUGUAGAGUUGGCUAAUCAAAAUGGUUGCAAUACUAAGCAUUUGUUCAGCAAACGUAGUAGUUAAUCAAAUGGUUAAACAAA
This is a messenger RNA of Triticum urartu, 1123 nucleotides long. RefSeq names its product transcription factor WRKY45-1. The record is from RefSeq and is a predicted model, not a curated record. Gene Ontology annotation, biological process: regulation of DNA-templated transcription. Gene Ontology annotation, molecular function: sequence-specific DNA binding; DNA-binding transcription factor activity. NCBI's taxonomy places the organism in Eukaryota, Viridiplantae, Streptophyta, Magnoliopsida, Poales, Poaceae.